AGAUUCAAGGAUGCAGUUGCCAGAGUCUCAGACCAAUUUCUGAUGUUGUUUCGAUAUAUCUAUUGGGAGGCCGGCAUUGUAAAGACCCUUCUUGACAAAGACUACACUGGCCUCGACAUUUGGCAAGCUGCCCUGCAAUUUGGAAGGUAGUCAGAGCAAGUGGUUUCUCAUUCAUGUUACUGCCAAACCAAUUAUUUGAACAUAGAUGUCGCGUCUUACGGCACUUGAAGGCCAUCGUUGCAUGGCAUACUGCCGUAGGAACACUUUGUUCGGCCGAAAAUUCCCAGUUUAUUCGUGGCAAACUUACCCUUGGUUUGCUUGACGUUCCACAUUGCGGCUAUGAAAUUGCCACCUUGGAUGAUAUCUACGAAGAAUACUUCAAGAGGUAUGACUCGGACUCGGAGGCUCACAAAGCUGUGGUCAAAUCUUUUAUGAAAACUUACCUUCCACUAUCCUUCCCCGGCACCAUCCAUGCGGAGGCUACCUUUUCUCGUAUUUCUCGGCUUCUACCCGUUACCAUGCUGCUCACGACAUCCCUCUUCCUGAUGAUCAUGUCAUGGCUCUGCGUAACUUGCUCGAACCGGCAAGUCUUAUGAUCUGACUCUUGAGCUUGGGAUUUAGGCAACCAUCAAUGGUGCCAUUGCAUUGAACAAGAAGUGUUGUUUGUGUUGUUGGCGUUUUCGCUUCCAGCUCUCGAUGGUCAAUGGCGUGAGAUGCAAGUUGCCAGGCUCAAACGGCAUGAUAUAUCCGUGGAGUCCUCCUCGUGUCGGAGUCGAUCUCAAGGUACUCCUUGAAC
Suillus discolor is the source of this 796-nucleotide messenger RNA. RefSeq lists its product as uncharacterized. The transcript is spliced from 3 exons. NCBI's taxonomy places the organism in Eukaryota, Fungi, Basidiomycota, Agaricomycetes, Boletales, Suillaceae. The coding region runs from base 174 to 596 and encodes 140 amino acids. The record is from RefSeq and is a predicted model, not a curated record.